Gambusia affinis (western mosquitofish) is the source of this 3807-nucleotide messenger RNA. It is a transcript of the gene npbwr2b, whose product is annotated as neuropeptides B/W receptor 2b. The coding region runs from base 737 to 1735 and encodes 332 amino acids. Gene Ontology annotation, cellular component: membrane; neuron projection. The record is from RefSeq and is a predicted model, not a curated record. Gene Ontology annotation, biological process: neuropeptide signaling pathway. Lineage: Eukaryota; Metazoa; Chordata; Actinopteri; Cyprinodontiformes; Poeciliidae. The transcript is spliced from 2 exons. Gene Ontology annotation, molecular function: neuropeptide binding; neuropeptide receptor activity.
CGGCGGAGAGCGGAGCGCGCCUCCAGACCCGACAGAGGGACUCCACCGGUGGCUCACACAGGGUCACUCGAUGCGCCACUCAUGCGUAACGCACACUGGCCACCUCUCCAGAGCGCUUUACAAACAGAAUGAAAACAGCAUAAAACCGAACGGGAGCCGAGCUCUGCAGCUAAAAAUAUGAUUUUUAGUGUCUGAUUUCGAGGGAGGACAGAAACAGAGGAGGCUGGAGGACACCUGUCUCUAAUCAGGACCAGAGAGACAUCUCCUGUUACAGAAAGUCAUUUUUCAUUUUUUAAAAUAACAAAUAAAAGUGAAAAUCAGGGGAAUAUGAAGACUAAAUGGCUGUAAAGCAAACAACAAUCGAAGUACUGUGUUAGGAGAGCUUUAGCACCAAGAGCCCUCAGCAUUUCCAUUUGAAGAGAAGUCCUCUGGAGUGAAGUCUGCAUAUUUUUAAAGUCAAGAGGAGGUAAGAGCACAAGUUGGAUUCUGAGAUGAAAAGAUGUGAAAUUGCUGCCAGUAAACUAAGCAGAGGAUCACUUGUGAUGAAAUAAGCGCCGAUCCUCCAUCAGCCUGACCUUUUCUCCUGCUCUACAACUCAUGCUUUUUUUGUUGACUGAUGAGGGAAGAUGUUAGAAACUGAGCUUCGAUUCAACUCUACUUUUUAAAAAUCUUUUUUCCUUUUAAAAAUGCUACCUGUGAAAAAAACCUUGAUCUGAACUCGUACAUCCGUGGAAACAUGAUGGAAAACGUGACCCAUCCCAGAGGAGAACUGCCGGUUUGCAACGACUCGGUGGACUCGUCGGGGAACAGCUCCGACCUGAACUGCAUCAUUCCGUACUUCGACGCCGACCUCUACAUCAUCCUGCCAAUCAUCUACUCUGUGAUCUGCGCGGUGGGACUGACGGGCAACAUGGCUGUCAUAUACGUCAUCCUCAAAGCCCCGAAGAUGAAAACGGUCACCAACAUGUUCAUCCUGAACUUGGCCAUUGCAGAUGACUUGUUCACCCUGGUGUUGCCGAUCAGUAUAGCUGACCAUCUGCUGAACUACUGGCCGUUUGGCGAAGUUCUGUGCAAAGUCAUCCUCAGCAUUGACCACUACAACAUAUUCUCCAGCAUCUACUUUCUGACGGUUAUGAGCAUUGAUCGCUAUCUGGUUGUCUGGGCAACGGUCAGUUCCAAGCGCAUGCCGUACCGCACCUACAGAGCCGCCAAAAUCAUCUCGUUUUGCGUCUGGCUCCUCGUCAUCUUCAUCGUCAUGCCCUUCACCGUUUUCGCCGGAGUCUACGUGAAUCCACACGACGGCAGGAAGAGCUGCGUGCUGCUCCUGCCGAUGCCGGAGGCUCUGUGGGUCAAAAUGAGCCGGAUCUACACGCUCAUUCUGGGCUUCGCCAUUCCAGUCUCAACCAUCUGCAUUUUGUACACCAUGAUGCUCUACAAGUUGCGGAACAUGAGGCUGAACAGCAACGCCAAGGCUCUGGACAAGGCCAAGAAGAAGGUCACCAUCAUGGUCUUCAUCGUGGUGGCCGUGUGCUUGUUCUGCUGGACGCCGUACCACCUGAGCACCAUUGUGGUUCUGACAACGGACCUGAGCAGCACGCCCCUGGUGAUCGGGAUCUCCUACUUCAUAACCAGCCUGAGCUACGCCAACUCCUGUCUCAACCCGUUCCUGUACGCCUUCCUGGACGACAGCUUCACAAAAGCUUUUAAAAAGAUGAUGGAAUGCAGACCGGCCUGAAUGUGGGAGACGUUGGACCUGACACUGAACUCUGCGCUGUCUUUUUUAAGGCUAGGAGGCAAAGAGUGGGGGUGUAAUGAUAACGAUGGACUUUUGGUUUUUGUUGCUAUUUAAAAUUGCAGUAAAUUUGUUGAAGCUGUCAGGAUGUUAUGAGACAGAUAACCUGAAAAAAUCUAUCUCCUUCGCUGUCUCCCAGUGCUAGCUAUGUUGAGUCUUAGUGUUGUCAAUCAUGCCCAUGUGUGCACCACCCACUUACCUCCCCCUUGCUCUCUGUGUCGCCCUGUCAGCGCAGCCUGUCAUGAAUGCUAAGGCUAAUUAGCAUGGCUGCUGAUGAGGGUUUUCCUGUUAUGGCGAGUUGUUUCACCGCCAUUAGCAAAUUUAGCAGCACUACAAGAGGAUGAUUGACAACACUAAGACCCUCCUCCUGGCUCUGAUUGGUUGUUUUUGGUGCAUUUCUUCAGAUGGCAGCAGCAGCUCAGGGAGGAGGAGAAGGAUGUUGAUCUUUUCACACUGUGUCUCUGCACAAAGUUUCAUUUGGUAAAAAACAAGAAAAAAGUCGUUCUGGAAUAACGAACAAAAUUUCAUUAGAUAAAUCGUAAGAAGCAGAGAGAACAAACAUCUGUUAUUCUUCAUGAAAAGCUGUUUGGCUUCUCCACUUCUGUUAUUCAAGAUUAUUCUAGAGGUAAACGUGGAAACAAAUUAAGGAAUUUGUCAUUUCAGCGACACAUUUCUCUGUUAAGACCAGUCACACUUUGCCCCGUGUAGCUUUUAUGGAAGUUAUCACACAGUGGGAAAUAUUGUAUUAAUAAGAUAAUGACAAAAGCAUCAAGAAAGAAAACUCCAUGUUAUUUAUGACUGUAAAUGAUGGAUGCCAGAACUGGUCACCUGUACUGGACACUGUCUGCUCUAAUGGGACUAAAGAAGAACUUUUAAGGGUCAAACGUGAUCAGUCACAGUUGGAAGGUAGCAUGAUGAGAGUUUUAUUUUCACAACUUUUGUGUUUGAAUUACUUGAUUGUAUAUGCAAAGAAACUGAAUUUUGCUUUUCACAGAGCCGUGUUAGUGCAGAUGCUAACAUUCAGGUUUUGACUUUCAACAAAUGGGAUAAAAACAGGAAAAAUUAGGAGAAAAUAACUCAGCAUUUCUAAAAGAUCAGUGGAUUUUCCCAGCGUGUGUGUGUGUGUGUGUGUGUGUGUGUUUAUCCCUCAUGUGAAUUGUUUUUUGUAACUCAGAAAUGCACCUUACCGACCUGGCAGCCGUACUGUAAGCCUAACAUACAACAGGCAUGGGGCAGGAGGGCUAUUUCAACUUUUGUCUGUUUCUCUGCACAGAUUGUUGUGUUGGUGAGCUUUUGCUGCCCCCUGUUGCUGACAGGUGGUAUAACCUAAAAUGCAGCGGAGCCAUUUGUUGAGAAGCCUUUUGCCAAGUCAGUAGGUGCCAUGUGUCUUUCUAUUACCACUUCAUUGCUAAUAUCAUUAGUAACAUCAGUAAUACUAUUAGUUAUUACUCUAACACAUCAUUUAUUUGGAGCCAGAGCUGUCUAUACAGUUUGAUGUACAUAAGUAAAUACCAGAAUUAGAGUUUUAAGAAAUAAAGGUAAUUUAGUAUCAGUUAAAUCAGGGAGUGCCUGUAAAAUCCCAGAAUUGUCCAACAGAGUAUGGAGACCAGGGCUCUGACUGCAUCAACAAACGAAUAAAUACUGUAAAUAGAUUAGCCUUUUUUGUAUUUAUCUGUACAGAAGAAUGUAUAGUCAUAGUAUUAUAUAAUUAUAAAAAUCCUAAUGAAAUAUUCUGCUUAAAGUGGCGUCACAUGAAUGAAAACUUAUCUGAGUUUGCAGUCAUGAGUCAUUAUUUAAUGCAUACUGUAAGAAGAGUCACAGUGCAUUAUUUGAAAUGUUUAUGUUGGAGCUUUCUUUAGUUCCUAAACACUUAAGAAAUAUAACUUUAUUUUCCCAGUUGCAAUCAUGUAUUUUUGGAUUUUGAAUCAUGUAUUUUUUGGAAUCAUCAGAACUGCGCAGAAAGAUUUGAUUUUUAUAAUUCCAGUGUAUAAUAAAACAACAUGCAUAACACGUUG